GCGAGUCGAAAAGCCAAGAACGAAUAAAAUACAGGUUUUCGCACCGAGUUAUCAAUUCUUGAAACCUGUUACUCAAAACAGUGGUGUCUGCACCUUCAGUUGACUCUUUCAAGAGAAGACAAGACACUUGCAGAAGCAUACUAGAAAAAGAAUAACAUAGGCAAUAGGCCUGUACUUACUACACAAAUCUGAAUUUGAGAUAGUCAAUUGAACUAUUCAACCGGGUGUCAAUUUGCGCUCUGUCUGACACUGUUGGCAACUGUAAAUGGAGAAUCCUUUUGCAGAUCCAGUGGCGAAGUUGACACCGACACAGUCUCAUGAUAACCCUCAGAUUUCUCGUGUUGAUACGGGUGCACUAGAUAAGUACAAUCCUUUCGAGGCUACUGGGGAUAAUAAACAUGGUAAUCAUACCAUUAAUUCUGUACCACCACCUCAAUAUUCUGCUACUCAAGCUCAAAAAAUUACAACCGCAGAGCUUGAACGUCGUCAGAAGGAGCUGGAUGCAAAGGCUGCGGAACUAGCACGAAGAGAAGAGGAACAACGAAUGAGAGAGGAACAAAAUAGGCCAGUAUCCCAAGGAGGUGUUACAGCUAAGAACUGGCCUCCACUACCAUCCUUCUUUCCCUGUACUCCUUGCUUUUAUCAAAACAUUGAAACAGAAAUUAUACCUCAAUACAAAAGAGUGGUCAAAUUUGGAUAUUACUUAUGGCUGUCGUAUGCUUGUUUGUUGUUAGUGAACUUGUUCACAGCAAUGGUAUAUUUUGCCGGUACUUCUAACUAUUAUGGAGGAAGUCUGUUCGGUGUUGCUAUUCUCGUGUUCAUAAUUUGCGUACCGUCAUCGUACGUGUGUUGGUUCAGACCACUAUACAAAGCCUUUAGAAGCAACAGCUCAAUCAAUUUCUUCAUAUUUUUCAUUGUUUUUGGUGUCCAAAUUUUGGUUAUGAUCAUACAGUCAAUCGGUAUCAUAAAUUGGGGAUCCUGUGGAUGGAUCACUGGUUUGGCAGUGGUCAGAUCUAGCCCGGUAAUUGGAGUUAUGUCAUUGCUGGUAGCAUCCAUAUUCACAGCCGUCACGGCAAUAUCGGUUUGGUAUUUUAUACAUGUACAUCGCAUCUAUCGCAGUACGGGUGCUAGUUUUGGGAAGGCUAAAGAAGAAUUCGCUAGUGGUGUAGUGUCAGAUCCGUUAAUAAGAAACAGUGCACUGGAAGCCGGAUUGUUUGCAACACGUCAGGCUACUUCAAGUGGUCCAUCAGCUAACAGAUCCUAAAUAAUACAUUACUUUAAUUCCUUAGUGAAAUUAUGUUUAAUUCCCGAUUGUUUUCUCUCAUAAUACUUUCCACAGCGUCAUUGCCCUAACUUAUUCUCUUGUAUUUUUACUGUGACGAUUUGUUGAUUGGUGUUGUGUUUAUAGUAUUCAUGUUUUUCUAGACCUGAAACUACAUAUUCAAAAACACUCAUCUUCAAAUUGCAGAAUGUUCUAUGAUAAACAAUUCUUCACCAGUUCAUGUCAUCCAGUAAAAGUUGUCUUGACUUCUUAUCAUAUUUUUGAUUUAUUCCAAUUUUUUCAUUCAAUAUUCUUGUGAUAUGACGCUUGCGAUUCCCACAACACUUUUAGGGACUUACGAUCCUUUUACAAUUUAUACUGGUUAGUCGUUUAUUUUUGAUUGCGGAAAAAGACUAGUAGUCGCAAGUAAACUAGCCUUAAAUGAGAAAAAAUUUGUAAGCGAGUAUUAAAAUGUAGUGAACGUAAUUAAA
Schistosoma intercalatum is the source of this 1752-nucleotide messenger RNA. The record is from the annotation of a GenBank genome assembly. NCBI's taxonomy places the organism in Eukaryota, Metazoa, Platyhelminthes, Trematoda, Strigeidida, Schistosomatidae.